Schistosoma bovis is the source of this 2543-nucleotide messenger RNA. Lineage: Eukaryota; Metazoa; Platyhelminthes; Trematoda; Strigeidida; Schistosomatidae. The record is from the annotation of a GenBank genome assembly.
AUAAAUUUUAUCAAGUGUUCCUCUUUUGACGAUAAAAAUGCAAUUACAACCUCCAGCUUAUGAAAGUCUUGCAGCUGUAGACAAUAUGAUUGAUGAUGAUAAUUCAAAUAGUAAUGUGGAACAAGGAAUUAUUCAUCCAGUUAGACGGCGACCAUUUGGUAAAUCUCUGCGUAAUCGAUUGAAUCAUAUUGUCAGUAUGUAUAUACCCGGAAAUAAUCCUAUAGAAAACCGUUUAGUCGGUAUUGAUGAGACAACAGAUCAUACAGGAUUAUUAUCUUCUAACGAAAGUAAAUUAGGAUUUCCUUCUACGAAAGAUGAUGAAUUAUAUGAUAUAAAGUUAAUUUAUCCAGGUGAUCAAUUAAUCAAAGGUAUUCUUCGCUAUGCUAGUCUACCAGAUACAUUUUCGCCUAAUGAAUCUCCAAAAAUCACAUGUCUAGCUGCAGAUCAUAAAAUAAUUUAUAUUGGAUUAGAAAAUCUACCAUAUAUAUUUCUAAUUUCUGCUGAGUCAAAUGAUUGGAAUGAUCAAAAUUAUCAUAAAUUUGAAAGUAAUCAUUACAAGGGUUGUUUACAUCUUCAUUCUUCUGGAGUUGGAAAUAUUUUACCUCAUGAAUUAUGUGCUCAUUCUACUAAAACUAAUCAUACUUUCCUCUACAUCGUUGGAACUAUACAAACUGAUAAUAUGAAAGAAGAAAAGAAAUGGAUUUUGGCAAAAUUUGAUUUGAAUGGUCAACAAAUUGCUCGUAGUCGUACUUAUUCAUAUCAACGUUAUUCUGGUUUAUCUGUAGACACUAAUGAUGAUCAUUUAUUGCUUGCUUGUCCUUCAAUCAAUGAAGUAAAUUCAUCGAAUAUUGAUUCGCCAGGACAAAUAUGUAAGUUAACCCCAGGAUUUGAACGUCGAGUAUUCUCUAUUACAAUGGGUAAAGAGUCUGUUUUCUAUAAACCAAAUUAUGUAACACAAGAAACAGCUGGUCAUUGUUGUUGGGCUUCUGUUGAACGUAUCCUUUAUUCUACAGAAAAUACAGAAAAUAUUUAUCAACCUACAAGAAGACUUUUAGCAUUUCCUGGACGUCAACCUAUUGGUGAAUUAAAACAAAGUGCACGUGAAUGGUUACAUGCUUAUUCAUGGGAUUUUGCUGAUUUGAGACCAGGUAGAAUAACUGCUUUCGAUGCUGAUCGUUUAUUGGUGAUUGAUGCAGAGAAUGGAACACUUUCUUAUAUUACUUGGGUAAAUAAUGAAGAGAAACCGAACUUGUAUCGUAUUACCCGUCCAUCAACAAAACCUAUACGUCUACUAUAUUCAACAUACAAUUCGAAAUGUUUAUCCAAUGAAUCAAGUAAAAAUGUUGCCUAUUUUGUAGCUGGUUCUAGUAUAUUCUCUUUUGCAUUUUGCCCCAAUACUUGUACAACAACAACAUUUAAUGAUAAUAGUAAUAAUAAAAAUGAUAAUACUACUACUAACAACAAUCACACAAGUAAUAACGUCAGUCACGCAUAAAUAAUUUGUUGUUUUCUGUCGGUUACCAUUUAUUGCAAAUUUCUUCCUUGUCAUCAUCAGUUUAUUUGUAUAGUUUUAAUGAUAAUGUUCAUGAAAUCUUAUAAAAACAGACCCAAUUGAAAUUUAUACAGUUAUGAAAAUAUUAAUGUGUAUGUGUGAGUGUUUCAUUGAUCAUUGCACCAAAAUUUCAAUGUUCAAUGACAUUGUUUGUUUUACACAAUUUAUUCUCAUUAAUUGAUUAUCAUUUUCAAGGUUAAUCUCUUCUUUUAAAUGGUUCAAUGUUUCCAUCUUUUUAUUUUCUACGAAGUGCACAUUACUUUCAUUUAUUUUUCCGCUUGUUUACUAUAAACCAAUUCUAUGUAUAUCCAUAUCACAUGAAGUGACAUGUAACUUCCAAUAAUAAUUUGAUGUAAUAUCCAUCAAAGAAAAUGUCAGCCUUUCAAAAAAAGAAGAAAUAAACGAAUCUAAAUAGAUUGUUAAAGAUGACCAAAGCUUUGGAGUUUAAUUUAAACAAAGAAAUGUUGAAUUUAUGGACAGGACUUUCUUUUAAAUCAUCACCUUUCUUUUAACGAUGGAAUAGUAAUAAUAACAAGAAGAUAGAGUUAAUCAUUGGAAAUGAAGGGGGACAAUUACUUACUACAAAUGUCUGAAUUCUUGUUAAUGUCAUUUAUAAUUCUUCUUCUUUUCUUGUUUAAAGGAAAAUAACAUUCUUUUCAUGAUUAUCAUACUUGUUUCUUUAUUACACAUUUUGUAUUCUUUAUUUGUAUUGUUGUUUUUGUUUCUUUCUAAAUAGUAUCUGCUUUGAUAAUGUUUCGAAAUUGAAUAUAAUCUCUAUAUAGAACUGCAUAGAUGUUUAGUUUCAUAUGUGUGUGAGUAUAAAUGAGGGCUUGUUUGGAUAUAUUUAUUGAUAUUUCUAUGAUCGAUGAACACCGGUUCUAUAUACUUUAGUUAUAUUAAGUCAGUCAAUUACUCAGUAACAACGAAGAACUUCGUACGUACAUACAUCAGUUCGAGUUGCCAUACAACAUUAGCACAGAGAUACAAUUAU